Acanthosepion pharaonis is the source of this 873-nucleotide messenger RNA. NCBI's taxonomy places the organism in Eukaryota, Metazoa, Mollusca, Cephalopoda, Sepiida, Sepiidae. The record is from the annotation of a GenBank genome assembly.
AUGACUGACGCCAAGCUUCUUCCUUUGUCCUCUCACCCCACUCACUCUCUCGGCGCCAUUUGCCUUCUUCAUUUCUCCAGCUUUCAGUCAAUAAACAAGCACAAGCAAACCUUUCUCUCUCUCUCUCGUUUUGAUUACUUCCGCCUUCUUUCUUUUUCCCCCUUUUUUUUUCUUUCUUUCUUUUCCUUUGUUACACUAACAGCGUCGCGCAUUUUUCUUUCUUUCUUUCUGCUUUCACUUCUUUCUUUCUCGACACUUUUUCCACUUCAGUCUUUCACUUCCUUUUCUUUCUUGCUUUUUCCAGACUUUCACUUCUUUCUUUCUUUCUUUUUGCAGUCUUUCUUUCUUUCUUUUUGUAGUUUUUCUUUCUUUCUUUCAUUUUGUAGUCUUCCUUUCUUUCUUUCUUUUUUUGUAGUCUUUCUUUCUUUCUUUUUUUGUAGUCUCUUUCUUUCUUUCAUUUUUCUUCCUUUCUUUCUUUCUUUUUUUGUAGUCUUUCUUUCUUUCUUUUUUUGUAGUCUUUCUUUCUUUCUUUCUUUUUUUGUAGUCUUUCUUUCUUUUUUUGUAGUCUUUCUUUCUUUCUUUCUUUCUUUUUUUGUAGUCUUUCUUUCUUUUUUUAAACCCAUUCUAACUCCGCCGACACCAAACCUACCUUAUCCUUCAAACCACUCUUCCUCCCUCAACUCUCCUUGGUUCUUCCUUUCUCUCUCUCACCGCCAUCCUUUCCUCCCUUCUCUGUUAUCAACCUCGUUGCAACCUCUUGCAAAACAGGAUUCACUCUUCAUAUUUAUAAUGGCCGCUUCACAAGGAGCAGUUUGUAUGUCGACCGCUGCUGCUGCUGUUACUGUUGGCACCACUGUGGAAAUACCAGACUAA